Messenger RNA from Brachypodium distachyon (stiff brome), 2636 nucleotides. Its product is annotated as UPF0261 protein mll9388. The coding region runs from base 100 to 2343 and encodes 747 amino acids. NCBI's taxonomy places the organism in Eukaryota, Viridiplantae, Streptophyta, Magnoliopsida, Poales, Poaceae. The transcript has 9 exons. Gene Ontology annotation, molecular function: catalytic activity. The record is from RefSeq and is a predicted model, not a curated record.
CUACUCCAAAGUGAGCGUUUUCCUCUCCCAACUAAACACCCACCGGUCCCGUCCGUCCUUCGAGGUUCCACUAGCUACGCUCCCGAUCUCUGCUCCCAGAUGACGGAAAUGGAGGUGCUCUGCAUCGGGACGGCCGACACCAAGCUGGAGGAGCUUCUCUUCCUCGCCGCCCGCCUCCGCUCCACCCUCCCCGCCUCCGCCUCCAUCCCCAAGGUUCAAGUAAGCAUAGUGGAUGUCUCCACGACUAAAACAAUACCAACACAGGAUACUAAAGACAUUUCAGUUAUUGCGAGAGACACAGUUCUCUCAUGUUAUCCAGACGCCAACCAACAAGAUCUUCCAGAUGACAGAGGUGAAGCAAUUGCAUAUAUGUCAAAGGCUCUUCAGUGUUUUCUGAAAAACAAAUAUAAGGGUGGUACCCUGGUGGGAGCUGUUGGCUUAGGAGGAAGUGGUGGAACUGCACUAAUUGCUCCUGCUCUAAGAUCCCUGCCUCUCAGAGUGCCUAAGCUUAUUAUAUCUACUGUUGCUAGUGGCCAUACUGCACCAUAUGUUGGAACAUCUGACUUGGUAUUGUUUCCUUCAGUUGUUGACAUAUGUGGCAUAAACAGUGUCAGCCGUGUUAUAUUGUCUAAUGCUGCUUCAGCUGUUGCUGGAAUGGUACAUGGAAUAUUAUUGGCUUCCAGUAAAUCUGAUGAAACAGACACAAAGCUGACUGUUGGUAUUACAAUGUUUGGUGUUACUACACCUUGUGCAAAUGCUGUCAAAGAUAGACUGAACAAAGAAGGGUAUGAAACACUUGUAUUCCAUGCCACUGGUGUUGGAGGCAAAGCAAUGGAAGAACUAGUUAGAAGUGGUUUCAUACAGGGUGUGUUAGACAUAACAACAACAGAAGUUGUGGAUUACAUUGUUGGCGGUAUCAUGGCUUGUGAUAAGACCAGGUUUGAUGCAGCUAUAGAUAACAAUAUACCUCUUGUUGUCAGUGUCGGGGCCUUGGAUAUGGUCAACUUUGGAGCUCAUGAUACAAUACCUCCUGCUUUCUCAGACAGAAAGAUCCAUGUGCACAAUGAACAGAUUUCAUUGAUGCGUACUACUGUAGAAGAGAACAAGAAAUGUGCUCAGUUUAUCUCUGAAAAGCUGAACAAAUCUUCAUCAAGAGUUACUGUUUGCCUGCCACAGAAGGGUGUCUCUGCAAUAGAUGCACCCGGAAUGCCAUUUUAUGAUCCUGAGGCCACAUCUGCACUCCUGGAUGAGUUAAACACUCGUAUAGUCAAAACUGACAAUAGACAGCUGAAGCUGCUUCCUUAUCACAUAAACGAUCCUGAAUUUGCCAACGCCUUGGUGGAUGCAUUCCUGAGUAUGGAUAUAAAGGCCUCUAUUGCUUUAACUCAGAAAAGUAACUUGAUCCUACCUAAGCAAGAUGCAAAUAAACAAGAAUCUAGUUCAGAACAGAGGGCUUCCGAUAAUUCUAUCAUAUGGAGGCCUCCUAUGGAUUAUCCUGAUGCAAAACCAGAAACUUUGCAAAAGACAAAUUCGAUAAUAUAUAAGUUAAAGCAACAAAUUUGUGAGGGUACUCCUGUUAUUGGAGCUGGUGCUGGCACAGGCAUAUCUGCAAAGUUUGAAGAGGCAGGUGGGGUUGAUCUGAUUGUGCUAUACAAUUCUGGGAGGUUCCGAAUGGCUGGAAGGGGCUCAUUAGCAGGCCUCCUACCGUUUGCUGAUGCAAAUGCCACUGUACUUGAGAUGGCCAAUGAAGUGUUGCCUGUUGUUAAAGAAGUUCCUGUUCUUGCUGGGGUUUGCGCGACUGAUCCAUUUCGUAGAAUGGAUUACUUUCUUAAACAGCUAGAAGCCAUUGGAUUUUGUGGUGUCCAAAAUUUCCCUACAGUUGGUCUGUACGAUGGGAAUUUCCGACAGAAUUUGGAAGAAACUGGAAUGGGCUACAGCAUGGAAGUGGACAUGAUCUCAAGAGCUCGCAACAUGGGUUUCCUCACGACUCCGUCUGCUUUCAAUCCAGCAGAAGGUGCUGCGAUGGCUAAGGCCGGAGCUCAUAUCAUAGUGCCACAUAUGGGUCUAACAACAGCUGGAUCAAUCGGUGCAAAGACAGCUGCUACUUUAGAUGAGAGUGUUCUCCGUGUUCAAGCCAUCGCUGAUGCUGCAAUUGGUGUCAAUCCUGACAUUAUUAUUCUCUGCCAUGGAGGUCCGAUAUCAGGGCCGCGAGAGGCGGAAUUUAUCCUCAAGAACACAAAGCGGGUCCAUGGAUUCUACGGUGCAUCAAGCAUGGAAAGAUUGCCAGUUGAGAAAGCCAUCACAAACACCAUGAGGAAGUACAAAUGCAUUUCUCUAAAAUGACGAUGGUAGCUUAGAAGUGUGCAGAUGAGCCCAGUUUGUUGUCACAUAUAUCUAAAUUGUUACCAGAUGUACCUUCUGCGUUUAAACAAUAAUGAAAGAUACCGACAAAACCAUUAUAUGUGAUAUAAUAUAAUAUAUUGUCUAUCAGAAAGCAAUUCGCACGAGCGGUGUACGAUUCGUGUUGGUAUGGAUGCAUAUCGGACACGUACUAGGUUAUAGUUGGGGUCGAGACUCUAUUGUGUGUAUGACACAUCUCAUUAUCCUGCUCAAGCAUUCUUCUUGUGAAAUCAUAA